Molecule: messenger RNA, 637 nt
Organism: Terrapene triunguis (Three-toed box turtle)
Lineage: Eukaryota; Metazoa; Chordata; Testudines; Emydidae
Product: phospholipase A2 inhibitor subunit gamma B-like
Exons: 6
Coding region: 110-637 (175 amino acids)
Cellular component (GO): extracellular region
Molecular function (GO): phospholipase inhibitor activity
Source: RefSeq, a predicted model, not a curated record
GUGCAAUCUCUCGUCUGAUCUCAUUUCAGCUCAUCUGUGAUAAAUCCCCCAGCUGGAGAUUUGGCUGCAUCACAGACCCCCAGCACCGAUCUACUGCUUCCCCAUCACCAUGGAGGCUUCUCUUGCCGUCUGCAUCCUCGCUGCUCUCCUGGCUACGGGGUCCUGUCUGCAGUGUGAGGUUUGCUUUGGACCAGGAACCAGCUGCUCGGGCGACCUACAGACCUGCGCCAUUGGGUUUGACUCUUGUGGCAUCAUUGUGACAGAAACCACAAUUGCGGGAAUGAAGCAACAGGGCAUUGUCAAGGGCUGUAUGACAUCAGGAAGUUGUAAAGUUGGACCCCUCACUAUGAAUUUUGGGAAUGGAGUGACAAUGAAGCAGGGCAUCGCCUGCUGUGUGGGAGACGCCUGCAGAACCACCACCGUUACAGUGCCCCCGGCCGACACCAAACCCAACGGCCGGAGCUGCCCAGCCUGCAUCGCUGUGCUCUAUGCUCAAUGCAAUGAAGAGAUCAUAUAUUGUACUGGAGCUGAGACCCGAUGCAUUGAGGUUGCUGGGACUGUAACAAUGGGACAGGAGGCUGCGGGGUCUGCUGGGUGGAACAGCCACAUCGAUGACCAUGAAGGGCUGCGCUACUGA